CUUUGAAUCGAUUGUUGAUAUUUCCCCUCCUCCGCUGGAAUUUAAAUGUCAUCAGCCACCUCGGGUACUUUGGACGGGGUAUUCGCCAGUUUAACAGCUUCGAAACACAGAGGUACUGUACUAUACGAGUAUAUUUUAUAAGAAAAACUCAAACACGAUGAAGAAAAUAUUGGUUUCCCUCAUGUUUUUACCGCUGAUGAUCGUAAUUAUUUCGAGUUUUGGUUCUGCUGAUAAUCCGUACGAUGUGCUCGGAGUAAACAGACACGCGAGCAACCAAGACAUCAGGAAGGCUUAUAAGUACCUGGUGAAGAUGUGGCACCCUGACAAGAACAAAGAUCCUGCUGCUGUGUUUAGAUUUACCAAAAUCAACGAGGCGUACCAAACGUUAGGCCAUCCGGAACGGCGGUCGAUCUACGACCAACACGGUUACGUAGCAUCUCAUGACAAUCACAUACAAAGGAACUACGCCAGGUAUCAGAAACCGGGGCCACCUGGAUCUCGGGUGUUCAAUUUUGGAGCUGAAUCGAUUAUCGAUAAACACAUGAUAACCCACGAGUUCUAUGAUGUCCGAAUUCUUCCAGAAAGCUAUCGAAGACCUUAUUUUCUUUAUGCAUAUGGUGACACUUGCCACAUCUGUCGACAUAUCGAGCCUUUGAUCGAAAAAUUUAUCAAAGACCAAGAACAACUUGGAAUUGGAGUAGGAACCAUCCAUGUGACAUCGAACCGUGUGCUGGGCAGUAAUUUGCGUAUCCAUGAAAUUCCUCAGAUCAUGGCUAUUGUCAAUGGUCGGGUAACUUACUUUAAGGGCCACGUUACCAAACAAGCACUUCGCGACUUUGUUCGAAAUCUGUUUGAACCUCCGAAAACCUUGAAAACACUGAGCGAUAAUAACUUCAAAGAUUUCCUGCUCGGGUGGUCUGAUAACCGAAUGAGAGCCUUAUUUUUCGCCCCGAAAGAGAAACCGCCGUUGAGGUUCUUAAUGUCGGCUUUCGCCCACCGUGAGAAAAUCGCAUCCGGUUAUGUCAACACCCGAAGCUCUAAUGUUUUAGGAAUACUGGAUCGUUUUAAUGUAAACAAGGCUAAAGAAAGUCUUUUGAUGGUUGGUGAAGACAGUAACACGAGUGUUGCAAUUGUCACGAUGAAUACUUUGUCUUCGGACAGCAUCAACGAAGUGAUGGAUGCUAACCAAUACCUCACUUUACCUCGCCUCUCGUCGCAAAUAUUCUUUGAUGAAUUGUGUCCCAUUGAGAUCAGACCCAAACGUCGAAAACUGUGUGUGAUUCUAGUCAGCAAGAAGACCGACGAACAUAACAGGUACCGUUCACAGUUUCGAAACUACGUCGAGCGGGCUCCGACUUUCGAAAACAAGGUGAAAUUCAUGUACCUCUACGAAGAAACACAGCGCCGUUUCGUCAGCGCCCUCAUGGAUGGGAACCAAACGCAUUCAAACCCUUCGACACUGAAGCUGGCCAUUCUGUGGCGCAUGGACAAACACCACAUGAACUAUGAAUGGGUGGAACCUGGAUGGAGUGGUAACGACAUCCAUAACCAGAUAACAUGCCAGAACCUUGAGAAACGUCUAGAAGAGUUGUUUGCCAGUUCUAAUAUUCUACACUACACUGCUACCUUGCCUGACUUCCACAAUGAACACACGUUGAGUCUAAUGGUAAGAAUCCUUCACAAGUUUUUCGACUGGUUUAAUCGCCUGCUAAGCUAUUUCAAACAUUAUGAUUUCACGACAUGGUUCAGCAUUGUUAUUGCUCUUCUCUCUGUCUUUUUUGUCGGAUUGUUGAUGCGUCGGAUGCUUAACACGGAAAUGGAAAAAGUGAUGCAGCAACAGCCCAAAAUAAGGCCUAGACCACUGUACAUCAAAAACAAGAGACUGGCUUUAAAAAGCCCCGACAACACUAUGGUUCUUUAUGAACUCUGUCCCGAGACCUACGACAUGCUUGUCAAAGAUACUGAUCCAGGUUUCACCAUACUUGUACUUCUGGCAGAUGAUGACAAGGAAGAUAUAUUGAAUUCCUUCCGGAAGCUAAUGAGAGAAUAUUCUCAUUCCAACGUGCUGACUUUCUCUUAUUUAGAUCUCGACCAAUAUUUAGCAUGGUACCGACACUUACUUGAAGAAAGCAUUGACAACCGAGUUCAACUUUGUAACAUUAACAUUCGCAACUGCAUCGGCACGGUGUUGGCCAUUAACGGUUACCGCCAGUACUAUUACAUCUACCAUGCAAAGAGCACAUCCAGAGGCUUACAACAGCUGCAUGGCACCGCCACAGAAUCGGAAAGCGAGAAAGAACAUAAUGAAUUAAUUGUUAAACCACUUCUAGAAGGUGGACCUCUGCAAGGUUUGGAUCGUUGGCUUUUGAAGUUAUUUGAUAGUAAACUACGCAAGAUCCAUGUCUCUUUUUGGCCUGACUUUGAUUCAUAAUCCAACCAUGAAAAAACAUUUUCUUCCAUAACUAGUCAUAAUCCAUGCUUAACAAAGAAGAAUCCUGUUCCUCUGAUCCGAAGCUCCGAAACACGCAUAAGUUGGAUUGCCUUCUUGGAUGUCAAAAUUUUUAUCUCACAAAAGUAUUCUCUUUAACUUGUAUAUUGUUGAUAACCGAAUCUCAUUCACCUUUUAUAUGUGUGUGUGCAUGUCUAUAUAUGUAUACAUAAUGUGAACAGUUGUAUUUACAAAUGGGGGUAGGUACUCAAUACAUGAAGGAGAGUAUGUGUAUUUUAACGGAUGCUGGAAUUUCUUAAAUUGUAACUCUGAGUUUUAAGUUUCUGAUUGUUCGAAUGAUUCAAAAACUCAACGUUACAAAUCAAGGAGCUUCAGUUUCUAAUAAUAUAUACAUGUGU
Messenger RNA from Octopus sinensis (East Asian common octopus), 2847 nucleotides. Its product is annotated as dnaJ homolog subfamily C member 16-like. The transcript has a single exon. The coding region runs from base 158 to 2431 and encodes 757 amino acids. NCBI's taxonomy places the organism in Eukaryota, Metazoa, Mollusca, Cephalopoda, Octopoda, Octopodidae. The record is from RefSeq and is a predicted model, not a curated record.